CUUGGCGUAGAAGAGGAGUGAAACGUGGGUGCUUGUGGGUAGGACGUCCAGGUCAGCCAUAUUGUCUUCUCUAGCCGCUUGAAGGAGAGUAAAAGAGAGAGGGAGAAUGAAGGGGAUCAGGGGAAUAAGCCAGCUCUCGAGGAGGCUGUAUGCAGCACAGGCUGCCUGUAAGGCUGAGGUUUCCGAGGCGCUCAAGUUUGUGCCACAGGAGGUGCAGGUGAGCAAAUUGCCCAGUGGUUUGGUGAUUGCUUCCCUGGAGAACUAUUCCCCAGCCUCUCGUAUCGCUGUCCUUGUGAGGGCUGGUAGUCGUUAUGAGCCACAUGACAGCCUGGGUGUCACGCACUUGCUCCGUCUGGCCAGCGGCCUGACUACCAAAGGAGCCUCUGCGUUCAGGAUCUGCCGUGGCAUUGAGGCGGUCGGAGGAAGUCUGGGAGUGUCUACAACCCGAGAAACCAUGGCCUACACUGUGGACUGUUUGAGAGAUCACAUUGAUACAGUCAUGGAGUAUCUGAUCAACGUGACCACCGCACCAGAGUUUCGCACAUGGGAGCUGUCCGAGCUCACUCCCAGGGUGAAAGUGGACAAUGCCCUCGCCAGCCAGAACCCACAGAUUGGUUUGCUCGAGAGUCUGCAUGCUGCUGCUUACAAGAACGCCCUUUCAAACUCUCUGUACUGCCCAGAGUACAUGGUGGGCAAAAUCACCUCGGAUCAGCUGCACGCCUUCGUUCAGAACAAUUUCACAAGCGCAAGAAUGGCGCUCGUUGGACUUGGUGUGGACCAUGCUGUUCUCAAACAAGUAGGAGAGCAGUUCCUCAACAUCCGCAGUGGAGCAGGCACUGUCGGCUCAAAGGCCCUAUACCGAGGAGGUGAGCUGCGUACUCAGACAGGAGGCAGCCUCGUGCAUUCGGCUGUCGUGUGUGAAAGUGCAGCGAGUACCUCCGCCGAGGCUGUAGCUUUCAGCGUGCUGCAGCAUGUCCUGGGAGCUGGACCACACGUCAAGAGAGGUUCCAACGCCACCAACAAACUCAGCCAGGCCAUUUCCAAGGCUACAGCUUUGCCCUUCGAUGCCUCUGCAUUCAACACCAGUUACUCUGACUCCGGGCUGUUCGGCGUGUACACCAUCUCCCAGGCUGAUGCAGCUAGAGAUGUGAUCAAGGCUGCUGUUGGCCAGGUUGGUGCAAUUGCACAAGGAAACCUGGCUGCACAGGAUCUCAGCAGAGCCAAAACUCAGUUGAAGACUGAGUACCUCAUGUCCAUCGAGACAUCAGAGGGCUUGUUGGAAGCUAUCGGGAUGCAGGCAUUGACCGAGGGCACGUACCAUACUCCAGAGGCAAUAAGCCAAAAAAUCGAUGCAGUGUCUUCAAACGAUGUUGUCAAUGCGGCGAAAAAAUUCAUGUCUGGGAAGAAGUCAAUGGCUUCCAGCGGACAUCUGGUUAACACACCAUUUGUGGACGAAAUCUAAAUGUCCUUGUGUUGCUCUAAUUAUUUUGUCAACCCUUAUGUAACUGUUUAUUAGGAAAAAAAAUCCACAAAAAGACCACGGUUCCAGCACACGUACUGUCACAACGGGAAGAUGCCGUCUGCUCCGCUCUACAUUGAAACAUCUUGUGAGAAAACAAAAAAUACAAGAUUCAAUUCUUGUCCAUUUAAAAUGUAUAGCACAUGUAAACUAAUCAAUAAAGUCUAUUAAAAAAUGUAAA
This is a messenger RNA of Clarias gariepinus (North African catfish), 1700 nucleotides long. RefSeq names its product cytochrome b-c1 complex subunit 2, mitochondrial (gene uqcrc2b). Gene Ontology annotation, molecular function: metal ion binding. NCBI's taxonomy places the organism in Eukaryota, Metazoa, Chordata, Actinopteri, Siluriformes, Clariidae. Gene Ontology annotation, cellular component: mitochondrion. The coding region runs from base 107 to 1462 and encodes 451 amino acids. The record is from RefSeq and is a predicted model, not a curated record. The transcript is spliced from 14 exons.